Messenger RNA from Necator americanus (New World hookworm), 804 nucleotides. RefSeq lists its product as uncharacterized. The coding region runs from base 1 to 804 and encodes 267 amino acids. Gene Ontology annotation, cellular component: membrane; endoplasmic reticulum. Gene Ontology annotation, biological process: endoplasmic reticulum tubular network organization; membrane organization. NCBI's taxonomy places the organism in Eukaryota, Metazoa, Nematoda, Chromadorea, Rhabditida, Ancylostomatidae. The transcript has 6 exons. The record is from RefSeq and is a predicted model, not a curated record.
AUGGUUGAAAUAAGCGAAGAGUCAUCUGAGCCUCUGGACGCUUCGUCCUCUAAUAGGGCCUCAAGAGAACAAUCUACCGGACCAACACAAACUACGUUAACGGUUUCGCAGUACGUCUCCGAAAAUUUGAUGGAAUGCUGCUUGCUUGUGACCAGACUGAUGACAUUAUUCUUCUCAUUAUGCUACCUGCUACCAUUCCUAUCUCCUGUUGCACCGGAAUCCGCCUACUACAAGGCAUUUGCCGCUGCUGCGGCGACGAACGCUUUACGCAUGCAACAAAGGGUUGGUACUGUGUCAUUUACGCGGGAAUUCUUGGCUCGCCUACUUCUGGAGGAUAGCUGUCACUAUUUAUUCUAUGCAAUUCUCUUCCUCACGUCUGCACCAGUUACCAUGGCUCUGCUUUCGAUCUCGCUUUUUGCGGCCCUUCAUUCGGCUGCGCAACUGGUAAAGUUGAUGACAGCGGUUGGAUAUGGCGGUUCUAGAUUCGCUUUCCAUCUUUCUUCGCUUUGCCAGCAGCAUACUGCAAACUGUCUCGGAAUAAUAGCUUGUGGAGAGAUUUUUCUUAUUCCAGUUUUGAUUUCUAUGAUUUUUGUAGGGAAGGCUUCGCUCUUUGUGCCCUUUGUUUAUUAUCGCUUCUUAACAUUACGGUACGCCUCUCGAAGGAAUCCGAACACAAGGCAGGCGUUCGCGCAAAUGCGCUACUCUUUGGAUCAAGUGGCCGCCUCUCCAAAUUGUCCUCAGAUAAUACGUUCGCUAAUUUACAAUUCUGUUGGUUUUAUUUCUAGGUUAGCUCCCGCUUUGUAG